Messenger RNA from Diachasma alloeum, 2615 nucleotides. Its product is annotated as RNA-binding protein 42. The coding region runs from base 1326 to 2303 and encodes 325 amino acids. The transcript has 5 exons. Lineage: Eukaryota; Metazoa; Arthropoda; Insecta; Hymenoptera; Braconidae. Gene Ontology annotation, molecular function: mRNA binding. The record is from RefSeq and is a predicted model, not a curated record.
AUAUGGUAAACCACCAACAAAAAUCCAGGCACUCUCUUUGUACUGAUCGUGCCAUGAUGUCUUAUUAUUUCCUAAUAACUCUUGUUCCCCGAGUUUUUUAAUAUUUUUCACAUUCGUCAAAGGAUUCAUGGUAUUUAUCAGUUGAUUAAUAAAUAGAGUUGGAAUGAUUCGCAAAUUUUUUCAAUUGAAUUGUUGACAUACGGAGAAUAUAACAAUGGACUCAUAAAAAAUAUUCUAUGCAAUUCUUUGUCACGUAAAAAUCAUUGUAUGUAAGCUUCCAUCCUCUGACGAUCACUCUAUUUGUUCUUCUCUGUCAAAUAGGUUAUAGCUAUUCCUUACGGCACUGUAGACAGUUCCUUCAUGCAUGCCAGUCAACUAAAUUCGCCAACUAAAAAAUAUUGAAAUAUUACUUUUUUUAAUGUGAAAUUCAUCUAGUUAUCUAGUUGACACUUUUCUAGUAAAUCAUUAAUUUAUAGGCAUUGUAUUUAUUUACAUACAACAAAAAGUCGGACGACAUCAAAUGAGUGUUGGAUUAUCAAUAUAUUUGACAAAUAAAAACCCUUCAUCUAACAAGAAGCAGGCUUUGGGGGAUGGCACCCACCGAUGAAAGAUCAACUUAGAUAUUUACUAAAUUUUGUCAAAAAAGGAAUCUCGAUUUCAGUGGUGCAGAGCACGAGCAUAAGUGGUGAUUUGGCUAUAGAGGCUUUGUUGGUUAUAUCCCCUUCUUCAGUGAGGGCCAAAUGCCAUUGUAUUUACAAGAAGCACUCGUUAUAUUUACUGCCGGACCUGAGAAGAAGAUUGUACUGUCGGACUGAGGAGAUUUAGCCCUGAGUGUCAGAGGUGGGAGACAAAGGUUGUAGUGGGGAUUGGGAAAAGUGGGGGUAAAUUUGAGGACGACAUCCUCAGUUCAACCAUAUGUACAUAUAGUCGUACUGGAGAGACUAUAGCUUGGUUUUCAGAGAUGGGAGACGAGGAUGUGAGUGGGAAUUGGGUAGAGUGGGGGUAAACUCUGAGUACUAUAAUCUCUCCAGUACGACUGUAUACUUAAAGCAUAAAGUCCUUAGAACAAGAGAAUGGUCUUCUUUUCUUAUUUACAUCAUAUUGGAUUCGUAAUUGUACUCAAAUAUUAACUUAUCGCUCUCUUUACUGUUGAUAAAUUUUGAAAAAUGUAAGAGCAUUUUCAUUUGUUGAAUGAAAAAUUUUCUUGUUGAUGAUGAGUUGGACAUAAUUAUUUCUACUUGUAUGAAAUAACAUUUCUAUCAUCUCUCAUACUUCCAUAAUCCAUAACGUUCAUCCGUAAUAAAUAAAUAAGGAAAAAUACAAAUAUGGAUGAUAAACUACGCCAAAUGGAGGACGAAAUGAGCAGAUUCGAGGCUGAAAUCGGUGGACCAAUAGUGACUCCAAUGAUGCGUCCAGUCAUUGGUGCUAAUACAUACAGCCAAGUUGCUAGACAAUUGGAGCAACAUGAAUUACCUACACCCGUUGUAGCAGCAGCUGCUGCCAGUCUAGCAUUUCCACCUAUGAUGGGAUUUCCACCGCCACCACCACCGCCACCACCACCACCACCUCCACCUCUACUUAUUCCACCACAAGUGGCACGCCAGAACAGUGUUCCAAUCACAACUUACUCAUCACCAGCCCAAAUAACCAAUUCCUACUUACCAAACAUUGUGGAACCAAUACUGAGUUCAACAUCGAAAACGUAUGAGUCGACAGCAGCUCCACCAAUGAUUCAUCCCGAGAUUAUUGAAAAAAUAAUAAAUACAAAAAUACCAGAUGAUGAAGGUAAGAAAAAACCGAAAAUAAAGGGUGUAAGUACAGCAGCUGAAUUGGCUAUUAGUCAGGGAAAGGCCAGUUCGAUAAUGGCCAAUGCCAGUGCUGAGGAGCCUCAUCCAAAAGGAAAAGGGAAAAAGAAUAAAAAGAUUAUUAGAAUGGCUGGAGGACAAACAUGGGAGGAUCAGUCACUACUUGAAUGGGAUGAUGAUGACUUCAGAAUUUUUUGUGGUGAUCUCGGUAAUGAUGUAACCGAUGAAAUGUUAGUGAGAGUUUUUGGAAAAUAUCCCAGUUUUCAGAAGGCUAAAGUAGUGCGGGACAAGCGAACGAAUAAAACGAAAGGAUUUGGGUUCGUCUCAUUCAAGGAUCCCCAGGAUUUCAUCAAGGCCAUGAAAGAAAUGAAUGGAAGGUACGUGGGAUCGAGACCUAUAAAACUACGAAAGAGUUCCUGGAAGCAGAGGAAUCUUGAAACAGUGAGGAAAAAGGAGAAAGAAAAGCAAGCUCUCAUUGGACUGCUAACUGGUCGGUGAGGUGUGAUGUACAAUAUAUUGUGCUAUUGGCUAGACAAUGUAAACUAAUGAAAACUAACAGUUGUUUCUUUUUCACUUUCAUUGGAAGAAAUACUCGCUGUAGAAAUAAGAUUACGAUCAAGACAUCAAGUAUUUGUUCUUAAUUUAAUUAUCAUAACAUAACGGUGUAGCUAUUUGCACCGGACACGGACGUAUCCGUAACUAAUAGAGUUACGGAUGGGCACACAGAUACGUCUGUGUCUGGUGCAGAUAGCCACUCCGUUACGACAAAUAUAAUAUAAACUGAUGAUUAAUAAAUUAGUGUGAAUUCAA